GAUCGAACUCGGGGACGGCGAUGUUGUCAACGUCUGAAAUCGCUCAAUGACAAUCCUUUUGGACAUUUGAAUGGGAACAUCUAGCUUCAUCAUCCUCCACAAGCUACAAAUUUACCAAUUGCAAACAACGGGGUGUUCGUUAUGGACUCGGUUAGCGAUUCCGAUGAUGACGGUCUCGGCCCUGGUCCGGCCGACAAGGACCUGGUCGUCAUCGUCUACGUACACGGUUUCAAGGGUACAGAUGUAACGUUCGAACAGUUCCCCGAACGUAUCAAACAUCUGGUUCAGACCACGUUACCUAGGGUCAAAGUUCGGAGUGAGGUCUUCCCUGUAUAUGAGACGAAAGGAGAUCUAAACCAUGCUGUAGAGCGGUUCGUUGAUUGGUUGACCGAGCUCACGGUUCAUGCCGAGGUCGAUCAUGCUCAAGCCGGAGGCAUAGGGAAGGCCAAGAUAGUCCUCUGUGGGCAUAGUAUGGGAGGAUUGUUGAUAGCCGACUCGGUAUUGCGCAUGCAAGCGCACAAGCAACACCCGGAAGAGCUCUUGUGGCCUAGGGUCAUCGCCGUCAUAGCGUUCGACACGCCUUACCUCGGUCUGCAUCCACAUGUCUUUAAAAACGGUAUCACCAAAUACAGCGGCCAUAUCGAGACUGCACGGACAGUCCUCUCUACCGUCUUUGGAUCAACAGAGACAGCCUCGGGUUCAUCAACACCUACCAAGACAGAGAGUCCGCCCGCAACCUCUGCCUCGACAUCUUCCUUCUUUUCCCUGCCAACCCGACAAUCCCUCUUGAAAGCUUCCGCCGUAGCUCUAGGUGGAGCUGCAGCGGUAGGAACAGCUUAUUGGCGGAAAGAUGACAUUCAAUUCGGUUGGAAGUGGGUCUCGGACCAUGCGGUCUUUGUGAGAAACCUUUGGGACGAUACGGGCAUGAAAAACCGGUUGGAAGGGUUGGCGGGAAUGGUCAAGCAUGGUCAACGGGACGGGAUCAUUUAUCGCAACUUCUAUACUCAUCUCCCACCUUUCCCACCACAACACCCAACAAGACGCACCUUCUGUCUACUCCCAUCCACGACCCACCCACUCUGGCCGUUCUGGAAACCGGUCACUUUCGAUAUAAGCAAGACCGAGGAUGAAGUGGCCUCGCAUCUGGGCAUGUUCAAUCCAAGGUCAAACAUGAGCUUUUACGAGCUGGGUCUGGAUGUCGUCAAGGCCGUUCAUGAAGCGAUGGAAGGGGUCACCCAGGAAGACCAAGCAGAACAGGACGUGGAGAUGGACUAAAGGGUGAUCGCACAGCGUCCAGCGUUGCGGGUCCGAAGUCGUUGCUAGAGUUGUAUAAAACCACAGUUGUAUCGUGAAGACUCGUCAGAUCUAGGUUUAGACCGUUGCUCAUGUUGACCACCAAGACACGGUCGGCAGCAAUGCUAUGAAGCAUGUCAGCCAUAUGCCGAUAGAUCCCAUGAAGCCUUCAGCCGAAAUGGUAGCCGAUGGGAAGAA
Molecule: messenger RNA, 1491 nt
Organism: Filobasidium floriforme
Lineage: Eukaryota; Fungi; Basidiomycota; Tremellomycetes; Filobasidiales; Filobasidiaceae
Exons: 8
Coding region: 142-1275 (377 amino acids)
Source: RefSeq, a predicted model, not a curated record